AUCAUUACGUUUCAAGCUGACAUCCCAUUCCUACUUUGUAUAUCAUCGUCUUCACACAAACAAAUGGUCACUGUUUACAAUCCGUAUGAUUUUGUGGUGAGUUUCAAAGUGCUAUGCAAUGCACCACACAAGUACCGGAUUGUUGAUCCUGAAGGAUCCAUUAAACCUAAUUGUUGUGUAGAUAUAGUUACACGUCAUAUUUCUAUAUUGCCAACCUGCUACCAUGUUAAAGACAAGUUCAGGAUUCAAAUGAAUUAUCACAUUAGCAGGCAAUUGUUAGGGAAAAAGGAUCUAUCAGUUACUUUAUUACCAGGAAAAUCCUCAGGAAUCUCAGAAUCUACUGCUACUAGUCAGGAUACAUACAAGCAAUUCUCCACAGAGCUGACUGCAACCUCUUCUGGUGAUUCAAGUGCACCAAUCAUGCAAAUCCAGGCUUAUUCUGAAAACCUUGCAAAACUAGGUUAUCAAACUGCUGGGCAAAACUAUAUUGCUAUUGUGGUAGCAAUUAUUUGUAUUAUAGCUCUAAUGUUGCCUUCUGAUGAGUCUGAAAGCAGCCCAUCAUCAUCUCUGUGAUCCUUGUUCCAUUUGUCUUCUCAGCAGAAAUUGGUAUUUGCCUAUUCUCUUGGUCUGGUUACAAUGGUCAUAUUUCGAGUAUAAGCCUUUCUCCUAUAGGAAAUUACGGGAAAUGCAAAGAAUUGGCAACUUUGUAUUCGCCUACAAAAUGCGAGAAUAUCGUUGAGAUUUCUUAAUGUCGGAUUUAUAAAAAAAGAACAUUUAGAUAAUUUAUAAAGUAAUCUGAACACGGCUGUUCUCUUGAUUGACACAUGCAAAUGAACACGAAACUCGCAUUUGUUAAAAUGGAAUGUCAUGUCCGCGAUUGCAGACAAAACUCUAACCACCCUGUAAUAUUCCCAAUGAAUUGCAAUAAAAAACAAUUAUUAUUUUACACAAACCAAGAGGGUUAUUUGUAUUUGUGGUUUGUGACAAUCUUACCCCAAUUACAAACUCCCAUCCAGUGCCGACAGGUCAAGAUGCAGUUAUUCCUCUUUGGAUACAAAUGGAAUCUACAAAUAUUUUCUUUACUGUAAGUAUGGAACCCGGUUAUGUUGCUCCAGGGCGGCCUAUCAGUGGGCAAGCCACGAGCUGAAAAUCCAGCCUGUAAGUAUACAACAACAGGAGUUAACUCAAAUUUUCUCUGGCAGUAGGUAUGUAAACAAGUGUAUCGAAGUGAUCUGGGAAAUUUUCUUGACAGAAUAACC
Messenger RNA from Daphnia magna, 1259 nucleotides. Its product is annotated as motile sperm domain-containing protein 1. The record is from RefSeq and is a predicted model, not a curated record. The transcript has 4 exons. Gene Ontology annotation, cellular component: cytoplasm. The annotation marks the transcript as partial. NCBI's taxonomy places the organism in Eukaryota, Metazoa, Arthropoda, Branchiopoda, Diplostraca, Daphniidae.